AAAGAGAGAAGUGGUAAAACCUGAAUCGGAGUGGGAUUACAGGUGUGGCUCAGGUAGACGAUCUACCAUAAGACUUCUCAACGCCGUACAGUUAUCCCAAUAGCAUAUUUUAAAUAUAUUUGUGUUUUAUGCUGCUUACAAUGUGUGCUUACUUAAGUUAAAAUUUUUGUGUUUAUACAUCAAUCUUUUCAAUAAAUUUUUUUAAUUAUUUUCAUAAUUUUAAUAUGCUCAAAUAGAUGAACAUACUAAAGUUGAAAUUAAAUCAAGACAAUAAUUUUUUAAUGAUAACACUUCUUAAUUCUACAAAUUCAUAAUUUAUAGAAUGAUAAUCAAACAAAAGGAAAACGAUUGAAGUUUUUUGAAUAAAUUCAUCUAUUUUUUUUUUUAAAUGUGUCUAGUGAAAAUUUAAACAUGCAGUAACUUUCAUUUUUUUUUUAGUUAGAAAAAUAUUUGAUUAUAGUAAGAUAUUUUGAUUAAUAUGAUAUUUUGAUGAUUCAAUUGCAAGAUGAAAAUGAAAAUCCUGUGGUCACUUAUGAGUCUCAUCACUCUGUGCCGAAUGGAAGAUUUUCCGGAUUGUAAUCAUGAUAAUUGGCAUAGUUUGGAAACAACGGAAUCAGCGCGUCUUGAAUGUGGACCUGAAUUUAAAAAUCUGUGCUAUUGCUCAAGAAUUUGCUAUGAAGGAAAACACCAAUAUGUUGUAAACUGUACAGAUACUAAAUUUACAAGUACUUUACCACUUGAAAAUCUUCCAAAUAAAACUCAAGUACUUAUUUUUACGGGAAAUAUAUUGCAAAAACUGCCAUGGAAUAUUUUUGGGACUUUAGAUCGUAUUCCAAGUCUUCGAGUGAUUGACAUGUCAAAUAAUAAAAUUCGUGAAAUCAGUGGAAAAGCUUAUCAUCAUGUGAAGAAUGUUCAACGGUUAUCCUUAGAUUUUAAUGAACUAUCUUUGGAUACUCAAAGUAAUCAUCCGCGAGUUUUUUCAAAUUUCAUAUCUUUACUUGAAUUACAUCUUACGGAUGCUUUUGAGGAUGGACAGCCUAGGGAUAUUGCUGAAACUCUUCAUGAAAUUUUUUUCAACAGUCAUUUAGAUCAAUUGAUUAAGCUGCACUUGGAACAAAAUGAAAUUUCAGACUUUAAAGAUUCAAAUGUUUUUUGCAAUCUUCCUAAUUUAUUGGAUCUACAUUUAGGAGAUAAUGAUCUCAACGCACUGAACUUCAACUUAUCAUGUCUUCACAAGCUUAGAUUUUUAGAUCUUCAACACAAUAAUUUCACAAAAAUUUUAGAACAAGACUUGAAAACUUUAGAUACGUUUGCGAAGCAUAAUCAGUCUGUUACAAUUGAUUUAUCAAAUAAUCCAUUUGACUGUUCUUGCGAACUUAAUCCAUUCAUAAAAUGGAUGAAAAAAACUAAAAUUUUUGUAAGGAAUAAAAAUCUUCUCAAGUGCAAUGAUAAUGGACAUAACAAUAAGAAAGAUUUACAAGAAAAAAAAAAUUGUGUUUCAAGAGUCAGCAUGUUAUCUCCGCCAUCUGGAUCUACUAUUGCCAUUACGAUGCUUUCCUUGAUUCUUGUAGGAUUAAUUUGUACUCUAGUCUACCUUCAACGUGAAGAUUUAAACAAAAAAAUUAUUCCUGUUAUUGAUUCGGUAAAUAAACGCGUGCGAUACACAUCUAUUUUAACAGUUGACGCUCGUGAAAAUGAUGUAUAAAUUCAUAAUACCAUGAAUGUCUGAAAGAAGAGUGAAUUUGAUUAUUUACUAUAUCUUUUUUUUUUUAUAAUUUAUAAUUGCCAUACUACUUUUAUUUUAUACUUUAUUAUGAAGAUUGUAGAAAAUUAAGAGUUGAAGCUCAUAUUUAUUCAUAGUAUUCUAAUUACAAUAUGAUUGUAUGAAAAGGCAGCAAUAUGUAUUUAUAAAGUUUUGAAAUAGUUAUACAAAUAAAUUUUGUACAAAAAAUUUGUUAUACAAUAAGAAAAUUGAUCAAAAA
This is a messenger RNA of Cotesia glomerata, 1982 nucleotides long. Its product is annotated as trophoblast glycoprotein. NCBI's taxonomy places the organism in Eukaryota, Metazoa, Arthropoda, Insecta, Hymenoptera, Braconidae. The transcript has 4 exons. The record is from RefSeq and is a predicted model, not a curated record. Bases 506 to 1705 code for a protein of 399 amino acids. Gene Ontology annotation, cellular component: membrane. Gene Ontology annotation, molecular function: protein binding.